Molecule: messenger RNA, 7672 nt
Organism: Columba livia (rock pigeon)
Lineage: Eukaryota; Metazoa; Chordata; Aves; Columbiformes; Columbidae
Gene: NFIC
Product: nuclear factor I C
Exons: 11
Coding region: 524-2032 (502 amino acids)
Biological process (GO): regulation of transcription by RNA polymerase II
Cellular component (GO): nucleus
Molecular function (GO): DNA-binding transcription factor activity, RNA polymerase II-specific; RNA polymerase II cis-regulatory region sequence-specific DNA binding
Source: RefSeq, a predicted model, not a curated record
AAAAAAAGAUAUUUUAUUUUUUUUCUUGCCUUCCAAAAAUAACCAUCGCCCGCCCGCCCGUCCCGUCACCCCCCAGGCCCGCCACCCCCGCGGCGCAUGAGGCCGGGCUGGGUGCGGGCACCGCGCUCCCGCCGCCCCGAGCCGCCCGCCGGCCCCGCCGCCUCCCGCAGCCCACCCGGAACUCGCCGCCGGCGGCUGCCGGCCCGGCCCAUGCCCGGCGGCCCGGAGCCCGGCCCGGCCCGGCCCCCGACGCGCUGAGGCCGGAGCAUGGCCCCCGGGAGCGAAACGGAGCCGGAGAGAGGGUGACCGCCCGCGGAGGACACUUUGCCGGUGGCCUCGGGGAGGAGCUUUUAUUAUUAUUGGGGUUUUAAAUUUUUUUUCUUAUUUCUGGGGGCAACGGCUUUUUUUUCCUCCUCCUUCGGCUUGGUGGAAAACACACGUUUUAGAACAAAAUACCAAAAAUACCCACCCUCUUUGCUUUGCUUUUCGCAGCAACUUGGAAGCCCGUUAAUUGCACUUGGCUAUGGAUGAGUUCCACCCUUUCAUCGAGGCGCUGCUCCCCCACGUCCGCGCCUUCGCCUACACCUGGUUCAACCUGCAAGCCCGCAAGCGCAAGUACUUCAAGAAGCAUGAGAAGAGGAUGACAAAGGAUGAGGAGAGGGCAGUGAAGGACGAGCUGCUGAGCGAGAAGCCGGAGGUGAAGCAGAAAUGGGCCUCACGCCUCCUGGCCAAGCUGCGCAAGGACAUCCGGCCCGAGUGCCGCGAGGAUUUCGUGCUUUCCAUCACGGGCAAGAAGCCCUCGUGCUGCGUCCUCUCCAACCCUGACCAGAAGGGGAAGAUGCGCCGCAUCGACUGCCUGCGGCAGGCAGACAAGGUGUGGCGGCUGGACCUUGUCAUGGUCAUCCUCUUCAAAGGGAUCCCGCUGGAGAGCACUGAUGGUGAGCGCCUGGUCAAGUCGGGCCAAUGCACCAACCCCAUCCUCUGUGUCCAGCCCCACCACAUCAGCGUCUCCGUCAAGGAGCUCGACCUCUACCUGGCUUACUUCGUCCGCGAGAGAGAUGCAGAGCAGAGCAGCAGCCCCCGGACAGGCAUCGGCUCAGACCAGGAGGACAGCAAACCCAUCACGCUAGAUUCAACAGACUUCCAGGAAAGCUUCGUCACCUCGGGGGUGUUCAACGUCACUGAGCUCAUCCAGGUGUCCCGAACGCCAGUGGUGACAGGCACAGGGCCAAACUUCUCCCUGGGGGAGCUUCAGGGCCACCUGGCCUAUGACCUGAACCCCUCCAGCACUGGCAUGAGGAGGACGCUGCCCAGCACCUCCUCUAGCGGGAGCAAACGGCACAAGUCGGGGUCCAUGGAGGAUGACAUCGACACCAGCCCGGGGGGCGAGUACUACACCUCCUCCAACUCCCCCACCAGCAGCAGCCGCAACUGGACGGAAGACAUGGAAGGGGGCAUCUCCCCCACCGUGAAGAAGACGGAGAUGGACAAAUCGCCCUUCAACAGCCCAUCGCCACAGGACUCCUCACCCCGGCUGAGCAGUUUCACACAGCACCACCGUCCCGUCAUCGCGGUGCACAGCGGUAUCACUCGAAGCCCACACCCGUCGUCUGCGCUGCAUUUCCCCACCACCUCCAUCCUCCCCCAGACGGCCUCCACCUACUUCCCCCACACGGCCAUUCGGUACCCGCCUCAUCUCAACCCGCAGGACCCGCUCAAAGAUCUCGUCUCACUGGCCUGCGACCCGUCCAACCAGCAGCCCGGACCGUUAAAUGGAAGUGGUCAAGUGAAAGUGCCCAGCCACUACCUGCCCACGCAGAUGCUGGCGCCGCCACCUCCCCCCGGCAUGCCCCGCUUGGCCGUCUCUCCUGACACCAAAUCCACCACGACAACUACCGAGGGAGGGACGACCUCACCGACAUCACCCACCUACUCUGCACCAGGCACGCCCCCUGCGAACCGUUCCUUCGUGGGAUUAGGACCAAGGGAUCCUGGGAGUAUCUAUCAGGCACAGUCCUGGUACCUCGGAUAGCCGCCGCUGUGCCGCCCCUUCGCCUCCCUUCUCCUCUGCUUUAGGCACCCCCAGAGGAACAUCCCCGUCCCCAAGCACCAGGCCCAGCCUUGCGGUGACGACGGAGAGCGCAGACUCACGAUGAUAAUGACGACGACAACGACGACAAGCAAAACCCACACCUGGAGGAAAGAGCGAGGGAAAGAAAGAAGGAAAAGGGUCAAACUUUUUUUUUUAAAAGAAACAAAACAAAACAAAACAAAAAACAAACAAAACAACAAUCCACGCCAGGAGGACCUUCCGCCCACCCCAGCGAUAUGCCAGAAAACAAGGAACCGGAAAACAAAAACAAAAACCACACCAAACCGAAAAACAAGACAAAAGAAAAAAAAGCAAGAAACAAAGAAACACUAUGACUUGCCUCGUCAUCCAGCGCUGCGCCGAGACCUGACGCAGCUCGUGCCAGCGAUGGCCCCGAGCGGCAGCGGGGCUGCAGCGCCAGAGCCCGGCCGGCCGCUCGCCGGAGGGCGGGAUGUACAAACUGCUCUUGACUCUCCCAUUCUUGCCUCUAUGUGAGUAAAAAUGAACAACCCCCUCCCCACCGCAUCCCCCGCGUCCCCCUCCCGCACCCCACACAGACUUUUGGAUGGUCCCCGGGGCCGGGGGGUGCGGGGACAGGGGCACCGCGGGUGAGGGGCUUCCCGCCAGAUGUGGCAGCGGUGAUGCUGCUGCCGUGAAAGCGCCGUGGGAUGGGUGACGCCGUGCUGCGGUGACACGGUGACGUGGUGACACGGUGACGUGGUGACACGGUGGUGAGGUGACAUGGUGACACGGUGGUACAGUGACAUGAUGGCCGGCUCAGCUUGGCACAACGAGUGUCACAGGAGGGGGGUUUGGGGCCACAGAGGGCACGUGGGCACAGCUGGGGCGGUCACAGUGGCACCCCGAUUCCCGUUGGGGACACGGUGUGAGGACACUCUUGCCACAGCCCCAGCGGGACCCAGGCUGCCACCACCAGGCCAGGGCAGUGGUCACCGUCGCUCUUUAGCGCCUUCCUCACCCGCUGUGUGCACCGGCCCCAGCCCCGUGUGUCCCCACGUGUGUCCCUGUCUCCCCCUGCAUGUCCCCGUGCCGGGGGGCCCACGGGGCCGCGGCGGGGGCGUGUGUCCAUGUGUCUGAGCUAUGCAUUCCUGUGGACAGGUACCAGGUGGAUGGCGAGGAGAGGGUGCGCUCGUGUUGCACAUUUUGUAGGAAAUGCACUUUUAAGAGGGAAUCAUCAAAAAAAAAAAAAAAAAGAAAAAAAAAUCAGAAAAAAGGAGGAGGAGGAGGACAAGGGGACGAGCUGGAGCCCCCAGCACUGGCUUGCUGGGAUGGCUGCUUUGGGGUUUUGGGGUUUUUUUUGGUUUUUGGGUUUUUUUUUUAAUACAAAAGGAUGGAGAAAAGGAGUCGGAGCGAGAGCGAGGGCAGAGCCGGCCCCACGGAGCCCCGGCCCUGCGUCAAGUGCCUGAACUGCACCCCGAAGGAGCCGCGGCCGGGGCAGCGCUGCAGGAGCCCCUGGCUGCCCCCGUCCCACGGAUGGUGACGCGGCCGGGAUAGAGACUCGGGGACGUGCCUUAGCGCAGAGGGACCCACGCAGCGGCCGGGGUGAGGAGGAGGAAACCACGAAGGCGCCCGGCGUCGUCAACAAGAUGGUGGCAGCCACAGAGGAGAGCGGUCCCAGGCCUGUCCCCACACCCCGGGGGACGCCCCGCAGGUCCUGACAGAGAGAAGCCACCUUGGGACGUCCGGGAGCAGGGGAUGUCACCGAGGCCACCGCCGCCACCCGCCUGGCCCCCAUCCUGGCCCCACAGCCGCCCCAUGGACCACCGGCACCGCGUCCCCCAUCCCCGCUCCCCGGCGAGGCCGGAUCCUGCCUGCCCGCGGCACCGCACAGGAAAGGGCUGACGCUGAAAUCCCGGGAGACACAAACAUCAUACAAAAAGGACAAGAAAUGGAGAAAACCCACCAAAAACGAGAAAACAAAAAAAAGGCGCUUGGCGGAGAGGGAAACCUGUUUUUAUUAAAAAAAAAAAUCUGAGAAAAGAAACACAUUUAAAAAAAAAAAAAAAAAAAAAGAAAAAGACAAAAAAAAAAAGACAAAUAAAGUGCAUGGUGCUUUAACAGGACCUGGUGACCUGGCUCGACCAGCCGCGGACGGCUGACGCUGUGCAUGGCAGACUGUAUUAACCGGCUCUACCCUCCCCUUCAGCAACCACAGAAAAAGAGGAAAAAAAUCUGUAUAAAAGAAAAAAAAGGCCACAAAAAAAAAAAAAAAAAACCAACACACGAGAAAAAAAAACAAAAAAACAAACAAUCCAUGUUUUCCUAAUUUGCACGAAAUUUUAUACCACAUGAUGUGCCUUGCCUUCGGAGACUAAGUAUUACUGGACCCGAUAUCAGCGCGAGGGAGUCGCUGCAUGCCCGGGGCUCCCGGGGCGGGGCGGCCGCCCCCGCUCCUGCAUGGCUUCUUCUCGGCCGGAAAAGUCCCUUUUCUCUCUAUUAUUAUUAUUUUGUAACCGAUUUCCCCCUCAGAAAUGUCUUCCAGUUGGUAAUACCGAUGCAUCCUCUGCGCCAACACACCGGAAUAUGCAAUAGCCGCUCGGCGAGGGGGGGCCUGGCCGGGGGCUGGGGGGGGGUCCAGCCACCCGUUUGCUUUGCCUCUCUCUUUUUCUUUUUGUUUUGGUUUUUUUUUUUUCUUCUUUCCCUUUUUUGGGGGGGUUUUAUGUUAUGUUUCUGCUGACAGCAACCAAAGGCAGCGAGGCGGGCGGCAACGGGGCUCCCACCCCCGGUCACAGCCCCCCAGUAGUGCUUGGGGGAACCCAGGCGUCCGGGCGUGGUGGGAUGGACGAGGAUGCGGUCGGGGUCCCCGUGGGGAGGACUGGGGAUGGAGCCCCCCAUGGCUGAGCUCUAAUGGGGGGGCCACAGCAGCCCCCCCCCCCUUUAGGGGACCCCACCCUUUUUAAUGGGUAUUGAAGGGGCGCAGGGCCAGGAGGGCUGAGUCCAGCUGCUCUUGUGACAGGAAUGGAACCGUGUGAAUGUAGCUGUGCCCCCCCGGGCUGGUGUCGGGGGAGUCGCAGCCCCCCCACCUCCAUCCCCAUCGGCUUCACCCGCGGGUCUGGCCGGCGCAGCCAGGGACGUGCCGAGGGUCCCUCUCGCCGUCACUUGGUCUGUUCCCGGCUGCGCCACCCGCCAAGUGGGGUCCCGACACCUCCAAAAAACCCAGAAUUUGCCUUAAAUCCCAAGCAUCCCACCAGCUGCAGAGAGACCCCCAGCCGCGGGCUGCGGACCCGUGUGGGUCAUGGCACCGAUGGGCGGUGACACCGAUGGGCGGGUGGCACCAAUGGGCGGUGGCGCCGCGUGUCGCUGCUGCUUCGUAACGAAGAAACGUUGUCACCAACUAUUUUUUUUUUCUUUUUUGGUGUCCAAAAGUAUUAUUUGGGGGGGGGGGUCCCAUCCCCGUGUCCCACCGGGGUCUCGCCCGCCGGUGCAGUUUGUUGGGGGUCCCGCAGGGCGGGGGAACAUCCUUGGGAGACCCUUAUGCAAGGUGCAGUAUUGAGUUCUGCAAGGACGAUGCAGCGUGGAGAGCGGGAGGUCAGCGUGCAGCGGGGGAAAGAAAUUAACAAAUAGAAUUAAAGAAAAUGUAUAUAUCUAUAUAUAUGAAAAUGUAAAAAAAAAUAAUGGUUUUAAGGCCAGGACAGGAUCAGCUGAAAGCAAAAACAAAACCGAACAAACAAGAUGUAAAAGGCAUUGCCAGUGGUGAGCAGUGAGCGGCAGCGGGGGCACCCGGGCACCCCCCGGCCAACCCAGCGAGACGGGUCCGGGGGGCGAGGGGCGCGGGCGCCCCUGGGCCUGGCCCUGCCGAGGAACCCCCGGCCCCGCGGGCACCAGCCGGGCCCCCUCCGACCCCCCACUCCGCUGCCUUUACCCCUGGGCCCCGCAGCACGGCCGAGCCCCAAAACCCGCCCUUGGCAAGAAAAGCACCUUAAAACAUGUUAAAAACAAACAAAAAAAUAGCAAAAAAACUAUUAAUAAUCAACUGGACGCUCCCCCAGCCCGGAGAGCGGCAGCGGGGGGGUCGGGCCGCGGCUUUCCCUUGGGGAUCCGGGAGCUCCUCCGGGUCUUUGCACUGCUCCUCCCGACCCCCCACCCUGGGGCUGCACCCCCAGCUCUGCCCAAAGGGAAUAUGCAACCCCCCCAGACCCCCGGGGGCUCUGGCCGCGCGGGAACAGGGGACGACCACUAAUUUUAUUGUGUUGUUUUUAUCGUUCUCCCCUUUUUUUAUCCCCUUGCGGCCUCUGGGCUCAGUGACCACAGUUGGGGGGCGCAACGCAGGAGGGGACCCCGUGACCGCGGGUGCUCCGGGGGGACGCGGGGGGUCCGCUCGACAAUCACUGCGCCCGGGGGCCUUUGGGGGUUUCAUGCACUACAGUCUCUCCUAGAGGGUUUUUAGUCAGGCUUGUCGGUUUAAGAAAUUAAUUAAAAAUAGUCCUUGUGACCUAUAAAUAAAUUAAAAAAAAAUAACCUGUACAUAUAUAUAUAUAUAUCUCCACAUAUAUAUAUAUGGGGCUGCAGGGGCCGGAGGUGGGCACAGGUCCCUGCGGGCCAACACACAGUUAAGGUACUUUAAAGCGCAAAGAAAUAUAUAUAUAUAUAUAUAUAUAUAAAAUCCCAUAUAUAUAUAUAUAUAAAUGUGUCUUGUUUGUUGUUGUUUUGUUUCUUUUGUUGUUUUAUUUUGUACUCUGAGUUGGGAAUUGCUGCUUUCUGUCCCGGGUCCUGUCCCGGGGCUCCCGCCGCCCGGGGGGGCAGCGCCCGCGGGUGCCCCCGCAGCAGCGCCCGCGGGUCCCGCGGCGGCGCGGCCGGAGGCGGGGGACGCCCCCACCCCGGACAAAGAGCGGCAAAAGGAGAGAAACCGCCCCAAAAAGGUGUCGAGGCGGCAGCCGGCAGGACCACGACUCACACCCAUACCAAAAAUCCCGCCGCAGUGCCUCCGCGCCGCCGGCUGCCCCCACCCGCCUUUUCGGGGGGUCCCCCCUCCCGCCCCGCGGGGCGCUGGGUGCUGCCCCCCCCCCCCCCGCAGUUAUAUUUUACUAGUUAGCCGAUUCUCGCUUCUCGCUUGCCGCAGCCGUUACACACCCGCCGAGCGCACCAGGGCCGCGAGCCGGGGCCGGGACCCCCUGGCUGUGUCCCCCCCAGCCCCUGCAUGACCCCCCGAGCCCCCACUCGCCCCCCUGGUGCUUCACGAUAUUUGAUUAUACCAUUGUACGCAGCCAUUACCGAUAGCCGCCGCUCCCGCCUACAUACCAGUUACUGACCGUGACUAUGGAUUGGGGUUUAUUUUCGUUUUCUUUUUUGUUUCGCUAUGUUUCUUUUGUUUUGUUUUAUUUUGGGUUUUUUUUUGGGGGUUUGUUUUUGGUUUUUCUUUUUUUUUUUUUUUGUUUUGUUGUUGUUUUGGUUUUGUUUUUGUUUUUUUUCCCCCCUUCCCCUAUGCAAAAAAGAGAAAAAGAGACAAAAAAGAAGAAAAAAACAAAAAACAAAAAACUGACACAAAAAAAAAAAUAAAAGGAAAAAAAAAAGACAAACAAAAAAAUGUAUAAAAAUUAAACAAGCUAUGCUUCAACUCCA